AGGUAACUUAUAGGUUACGUCUAACAUUCUAACAGCCAAUAUCUAUCAUUUAUUUAUAAAGCUUAUUUAUUAUAGCUUGCGUUCUUAUAUAUCAAAAAAGAAAUAGAAAAUACAUUAUCUCUUAAGUUUUCCAUGAAAGAUUGAAAAAACAAAAGAGUACCAUAGGCCUACUUUGUGCAUACUUUAUUAUCAAUAUAGAUAAAGGAACAUUGGAUAUUGCUCAUUAAUAAUAAAUUGAAAACGUUAUUCAAAAGAUUGUUAGCAAUAGACAAUUAAAAAGAAUUAUAUUUGUUCUCCUCCAAUCAUUUUCUCCUUCCGGUUUCCCUUAGAGCCCGAAAUAAUCGAACCUUCCUUAAAAAUUCUGAUGGAAUAUUAUAUAAUAGUUUUCUAUAUUUAAAGGAGAAAAGAGGGAAAAGAGUUUUACAUUUCAAUUAGUUUAAUUUAAAAAAUAGUAUGAACUUCAUUUAAUAAAAAAACCCAUAAAUAUGAUUAUCUUAAUUAUUUAUAUUCUCUCAUUAAAACUAUUGAAAAAAGGUUAUAUAAAAAUAUAUGAAAAGUUUCUUUCGAAGAGCCUUGAAAAAUACACCUCCAGAGUGCCUUGAGUCGAAACAAUGCGAAAUAACUUCUGGUAAAUUACGUAGUGCUUGUACUGGUUGUCGUUUUAAGAAAUGUUUAGAUGUUGGAAUGUCGAAAGAGAGGAUAAAAACUGGCAGAUAUACAACCGAACAACGCAGAGCACAUGUUGAAGAAGUAAAACUGCUAAUGAAACAACAACAAAAACCUGAAAAUGAAGUUAAUCCUAUUGAAUUGACCAAUCAUCAGGUUGAGCAUAUCAUUCAAAAUUUAACAACAUCCUUUCUUCAAGUUGCUAAAGAAUGUUAUAGAGAAAUGGCUGAGAUGUCUCCCGAAGAGAAUGCCAUAUAUAUAUCACUAGAGAUGGAAGAUCAAAUUGUUCAAAAGUUGUCGAUGUUUGAGAAAGAAGUUAAAAAUUGUAUAUAUUUCGCGAAGCGAAUACCAGGCUUCAUUAAUCUGCACGUUGAAGAUCAAAUUUCGUUGAUUCGGGAAAACCGAAUAGAAUUCCGACUUUUAUAUAUUAGACCUAAACUAUCCGAAGAUAAGCAGUUUUACAUAAUAACGAAUAUCGAUUGGCAUUGCACAAAAAAGGAAGUAAAAGACUAUUAUCAUUCCGACGAGGCUACCGAAUGGUUAUUUAAAACUACCGAGAGAAUGAAUGAAAUAUUCGAAGGAGACGAUAAGCUAAUCGCUAUAGUUACGGCUAUUUGCGUUUUAUCGCAUGAUAGAUGUAAGAAUUUAAGAGAUAUUCCAGCUAUUGAGAGGAUUGAAGAGAAAAUGCUUCAGUGUCUAAGAACUAUGAUGUCGAACCGGCAGAUGGCGCAUGUGUUUUCCUUAUUAACAGAUUUACGAAUGAUAACGGAUCAUACUAAAGCCUUAGAGCAUUCGAUACUAAUAUCGAACGCCAAGGACGUCCAAUUCCCUACACUGCUUAAAGAAACGUGGUAUUCGGAAGGUAUAAAGAGUUUACUACUUCAACCAUUGAACGAUGACGAAUAUCAGAGAGAGCAACAGAAACUUUCUGUUGAGAUACCUGCAAAUGUCCUAUCGAAGUUGAUUGACUUACAAAAAGCAUCUAGGAAUGGAGGAGAUCAGGACUCACCGAGCGCACACUCUAUAGUCAAAUCUCUCGCUCAGUUACCUGAUCUCAGCAGUCUUGUUAAUAUUAACAGAUCAUAG
Messenger RNA from Dimorphilus gyrociliatus, 1752 nucleotides. NCBI's taxonomy places the organism in Eukaryota, Metazoa, Annelida, Polychaeta, Dinophilidae. The record is from the annotation of a GenBank genome assembly.